This is a messenger RNA of Aedes aegypti (yellow fever mosquito), 730 nucleotides long. RefSeq lists its product as uncharacterized. The record is from RefSeq and is a predicted model, not a curated record. The transcript has 3 exons. NCBI's taxonomy places the organism in Eukaryota, Metazoa, Arthropoda, Insecta, Diptera, Culicidae. Bases 49 to 588 code for a protein of 179 amino acids.
AGUAUGAAUUUCCAACUCACGCCGAAUCCAUGAACAGUCUUCGAAACCAUGGACGCUUUGACAGCAGCUUUGGUGCUUUGUUCCUUUUCCGUUUCUUGGGCAGUCGUAACAGUCAGAUUCGACGGCGAGUUCAGUCGCUGCCAAAAUGGAAUAGAGUUGAUCGGUUUAGACGUGUCCAAUUUCGACGUUCUGAUGAUGGACAACGAAAAUUUCACUCUGAACGGGUGCCUGCGGUUCACGAAAGAUUUCAACAAUCCAACUAGCAUGAACAUAAAACUAGAGCGCAACAAACAUGGCAUGUGGUUUCCGAUGAUGUCACGAUUCAUUCCGAAUUUCUGUGAAGUUAUCAAACAUCCGGGGGACGUGUGGAGCCCGUUAAUGGCCGCCUUCAAGCAACAGAAUUGUCCAUUUUUGGCUGGGCACGUGGAGACUUUCAAUAACACGAAUAUUGGCACUAUGGCUUCGGAAUUGGUGGUUCCUCCCAGUCUGUUGGGUGAAUGGCGAAUGUUUCUAGAAGUUCUAACCAUACGGUCUGAGGAGAAGGAGAACGAAUGCCUACAGGCAAAUUUUCAGCUGGAGGAUAUUUAACGCCUCAAGGGUGUUUCAGAGAAAGCGUUUCGACAGUAUAGAUUUUGAAUAAAGCGAAACGUAAGUCAUUAAAUACAUAAAUUGGUGUCUGGACCGGUUUGACUACAAUAAUCCGUAAAUAAAGCAAGAGUGCUUUUACUGA